Myotis myotis is the source of this 1897-nucleotide messenger RNA. It is a transcript of the gene DND1, whose product is annotated as DND microRNA-mediated repression inhibitor 1. Gene Ontology annotation, cellular component: nucleus; cytoplasm. The transcript has 4 exons. Lineage: Eukaryota; Metazoa; Chordata; Mammalia; Chiroptera; Vespertilionidae. The record is from RefSeq and is a predicted model, not a curated record. Bases 227 to 1330 code for a protein of 367 amino acids. Gene Ontology annotation, molecular function: mRNA binding. Gene Ontology annotation, biological process: negative regulation of miRNA-mediated gene silencing; mRNA stabilization; germ cell development.
CAGCCACUGCUCAGGAGCCGAGUCGGCCUGCAAACUCAGCCGCUAGGGUUUCUAGCUUUCACCUGAGGGUCGCGGCGCACGUGCGGCGGAUACUCCCACCCCCCGUGGGAGGCGGGGUCGUGCUCAGAGCCAAUGCGAGCUUGGGAGGUGGAGGGGUAGGGAAGCUUCCAGAGGCCGAUGGGGAGGAGGUUAUAAAAGGGACCAACGCCAGACCAGCGCCAGAGCCAUGCAGUCCAAGCGGGAGUACGAGCUGUGGUGUGAGAGGGUGAAUCCAGAGAACAAGGCGGCGCUGGAGGCGUGGGUCAGGGAGACGGGCAUCCGCCUGGUGCAAGUGAACGGGCAGAGGAAGUAUGGCGGGCCGCCCCCAGGCUGGGUGGGCAGCCCGCCGCCGCCCGGGUCCGAGGUGUUUAUCGGUAGGCUGCCCCAGGACGUGUACGAGCACCAGCUGAUCCCACUGUUCCAGCGCGCGGGCCGCCUCUACGAGUUCCGCCUGAUGAUGACUUUCAGCGGCCUGAACCGGGGCUUUGCCUACGCCCGCUACAGCUCGCGGCGCGGGGCCCAGGCCGCCAUCGCCACGCUGCACAACCACCCUCUGCGGCCCUCCUGCCCGCUGCUCGUGUGCCUCAGCACCGAGAAGUGCGAGCUGAGCGUGGACGGGCUGCCGCCGGCUCUGACCCGCCGCGCGCUGCUGCUCGCGCUGCAGCCGCUGGGGCCGGGCCUUCAGGAGGCGCUGCUGCUGCCCAGCCCCGGACUGGCGCUCACGCAGAUGGCACUGCUCAAGUUCAGCUCGCACCGUGCAGCGGCCAUGGCCAAAAAGGCCCUGAUGGAAGGGCAGUCACGCCUCUGUGGAGAGCAGGUGGCUGUGGAGUGGCUCAAGCCAGAUGUGAAGCACCGACUCCGCCAGCAGCUUGUGGGGCCCUCGCUGAGGUGCCUACAGCCAGAAGGCAGCGGCUUGGCCCUCACUAGGGACAGGCUAGCGUCCCAAGGGGCUCGAACUGCCUUGCAGCUGCUGUGCCAACGGAUGAAGCUGGGUAGCCCAGUGUUCCUCACCAAGUGCUUGGGCACAGGCCCUGCUGGCUGGCACCACUUCUGGUACCAGGUGGUGAUCCCUGGGCAUCCAGUGCCCUUCAGUGGCCUCAUCUGGGUUGUGCUAACCAUGGAAGGGCAGGAUGGGCAUGAGGUGGCCAAGGAUGCUGUGUCUGCACGGCUGCUGGAGGCACUGAGUGAGUCUGGGGCCAGCCUCCUUUCAUGUGCUGGGGCAGUGAGCAAGUCUGGGGCCAGCGUCCUGUCGUCUGCUGGAGCUGAGGCAGGUGCCAUGGUUAAGCAGUAACCCCAUCCUCUACAGGCAGCCUGAACAAGUCGGCAGAGCCUGUGUCAGUCCCCAACCCAGCAGGUCUGGGCAGCCAUCAUCUGAUCCCCAAAAAGGGAGGAGCAUGGGCCCUGCCCUAGGCCUGACACAGCCUCCCCGCUGGGGCACAGCCCCAGUGCACUUGGAGACAGCUCAGAUUUGGCUAAGUUGUGGUGAGGGACCUUGCCCUCUCUCUCCCAGCCCAGAGUAUCCCUUGGCCUUUCUCUGUGUGACAUACACACUCUGUCUCCUCCCACAGCUUAGCAUGAAUCUUCACUUAUUUUCUUGAUUUGUCUUUGUUUUUAUUUGGGGGAUGGCUUUUGUCCCCACCACUUGGUGGUGUGGUGUAUGUGUACUGUUGGUUUGUCUAUCUACGCUGGUUGUAUUUAUAUUAAACCCCUGGUUGGUGUACACCUGUGUCCGUGCCAUCUUGUCCCAGCUGUGGGCUUCUUACACUGGUGGAGUGAGCAGCUCUACUUCCCCUCAGUCCUGAGCCUCUGUUUGCCCAUCUCCUUAUGCUGUACAAGAGGGUAUGCUAAAUUCAUAGCC